UCCACAUCUCCAGACAGCAUGGGGUCUGCUUGCUCCUUCAGUUGUUCCCCCUCUCCACCACCUGCUGAGAGGAGACAAGAGGAGACCAGAGAUGAGGAGUGUGACUCGCUGAGCGACAAUCACAUGCCAUCUAAAGCUGUUACCCAGUGCUGUUCUCAUAUCACUCUGACCGUAGGGGACGCUCCAAAGGCGAUGCUCAUCAAAAGCUUGCGCAGAGAAAGUGUAGAUGAGCUGGUCAUCUCUGAGAGUGAGUCUAGCUGUUUUUUGUGGAUUGAUUGCUUUUUUUCAUUAAAUAUGCCAUACAUUUCUUCUGUGCUUAAUGUUUCUGAAUUAGAUGGUGUUGAGGAUGUUUUGACUUGUGCAUUACCAGGAAAUCUUGUAGAUCCAUCUGAGCGUCACAUGCUGGAAAUCACACAGAUAGAGAAAAUUAUCGAUGAUAUGGUCCAGAAGCCACAUUCUGAGAGCAUUAGGGCAGAAGAGGACAGUGAACAGUUCAGUGUUUUAUCUUCUAAGAGCAUUUAUUGCCAAGACUCCAUUUGUGAUGAAGUGUCUGGAUCAAGGAGCUUUUUGGACCUAAAGCCUUUAAGAAGAGCAUUACCUUACUUCAAAAUUGAGAAGAGCCUCAGGUCCUUCUGUUACAAUCCCCAGGAUGCCAUGGACCAGCCGGAGAUCCUCACCUCCUGUGCACUUACUGAGACCAUGCAGGACCUCCUGGAGCACCUCCAUGAACAAAACCUCACACUGAAGGAUGGGGAACCCAACCAACCAUCAUUUUUAGCGUCUGUCAGGAGCUCCAAUCUGGUAAUGGAUUUUAACCCUGUGAGGCGUGGCUCCCGUCCUCAUCAGCUUCAGAUUUCUCUUGGAGCUCCACUGUUGCCACUCAGCCCUGCUGAGAAGACCAAAGAUUCAAAAUCUGCCAGUGAGAGCAGAAACACAGGAAUUAAGGAGGUAGUGUGUUUUAGGACCACAUCAGAACGAGUGGGCGACUGUAAGCUGGGCAGCUGGUGGAAGCAGGCUCUGGAGACCAGAAGAGCCUCCACAGGACUGCUGCCUGCUAUUGAGCAGGUCCCUGCUGUCACAAAAGAGAAAAGACACUCUCUUGUUCUAGGAUGGCCUCAGUCUCAUGGGCUUAUCAGAGGAUGCAAACAAGAGGUUAAACAGGCUACAAAGGAAGAGUCAUGCAGCAGAAAAGCUAAAGGCAAAAGGGGCAAAUGGGUCAAACAAUCCUGAGAGAGAAAGACAGGACUCAAUAUCAUAUAUGAGUGAGGUUAUAUAUAUAUUUAUUUAAUCUCUCAUGACAAAUGAAUGUCAAUGAAAUUUUAUGCUAUACGUAGCUUAAUCUUGUCACAGGUGUGGAUCAAAUCCAUCAGUGUCUAAGAGAUUUAACAUGUUUACUAUUCUAUUUAAUAAGCAAUUCUCAUUUACAUAGUGCCCUGUUUUUUUUU
This is a messenger RNA of Ictalurus furcatus (blue catfish), 1445 nucleotides long. RefSeq lists its product as uncharacterized. NCBI's taxonomy places the organism in Eukaryota, Metazoa, Chordata, Actinopteri, Siluriformes, Ictaluridae. The record is from RefSeq and is a predicted model, not a curated record. Bases 19 to 1230 code for a protein of 403 amino acids. The transcript has 5 exons.